This is a messenger RNA of Ophidiomyces ophidiicola, 1455 nucleotides long. RefSeq lists its product as uncharacterized. Gene Ontology annotation, biological process: transmembrane transport. Gene Ontology annotation, cellular component: membrane. The coding region runs from base 1 to 1455 and encodes 484 amino acids. Gene Ontology annotation, molecular function: transmembrane transporter activity. The record is from RefSeq and is a predicted model, not a curated record. The transcript has 4 exons. NCBI's taxonomy places the organism in Eukaryota, Fungi, Ascomycota, Eurotiomycetes, Onygenales, Onygenaceae.
AUGACCUUCGACCCUGCGAAGCCGUUGGCUGCUUCGCCUGCCACGGACUGGGAUGCGCGCGGAGAUGGUGAUAUAGGUUCGGGUAUGCAGGACGAAAAGGACCUGGAGAGAAGACUGCGCCGGAAAGUCGACCUGCGCCUGUGCUCCAUCGCCGGCGUGCUCUGCAGCUUAAAUCUCAUUGACUCGGGCAUCAUCUCGUCCGCUGCUGUCACCUCCAUGAUCGAGGACCUCUCUCUGCAGGGUAACCGAUUCUCCAUCGCUAUUUUCAUAUUUACUGUGGCCAGUAUCAUCUUCCAGCUGCCGUCUACGCUGUCUAUUCGCUUUGUGGGCCCGCGCAUCUGGUUCUCCGUGACUACGGUCUGCUUUGGCCUGAUCACCUUAUGCUCUGCCUUCGUUCACUCUUGGAAGCAGAUGAUUGUCCUCCGCGUUCUGCUCGGCAUCUCCAUGUCUGGCAUCUAUCCCGGCCUGACCUAUCUUAUCAGCACCUGGUAUACCCGCCAGGAGCAGCAGCUCCGAUACGCAUUCAUGCAGUCUAGUGAAGUGUUUAUCCUGGCGACGGGGGGCGUCUUAAAUUUUGCGCUGAACCAGCUCCAUGGAAAAGCGGGCCUUGCUGGAUGGCGCUGGAUGUUUCUGGUCCAGGGUCUGAUCUCCACCACAAUAGGCGUGACCACAUACUGGUGGAUGAUCGACUUUCCAGAUAACGCGCACCAAAGCUUUUGCUUUCUGGAUGAAGCUGAACUUCAUCUAGCAACUAAGAGAAUCCAGGUGGACAGACACGAUGCCAUUCCCGAGCAUAUUUCCUGGUCAAAAAUUGCGGUGAACUUUCUUGAUUUAAAACUCUACGGCUUCAGCUGCUUGUUUUUCCUACUCAAUACUGUCUCUACCUCCCUUGCCUAUUUUCUUCCUAUAAUUCUCCAGUCAGGAAUGGGCUUCAGCUCAAAUAAGUCGAUUAUACUUUCAUCUCCACCCUACUACUAUGCAAUCAUCCCUGUUCUCCUCACUUCUUUACUUGGGGACAGGCUUCGUUUGCGUGGGCCUCUGAUUGCCUUUAAUGCACUGUCUCUCAUUGCUGGAUUCCUUAUGCUUGGACUUCCUGCCUCGAAGCAAGUCACUGUUCGGUACAUUGGUACCUUUCUUGCAACUGGGGCUUACGUUUCUAACUGGGCGGCUCUGAAUGCUUACCAAGCGAAUAACAUCGUGGGGCAGUGGAAACGAGCUACCAUAGCUGCAGCAGUAGCGGCUGCUAACGGUCUUGGAGGCAUUGCAGGCAGUUUCAUAGUAAGGUCUACGGAAGCACCAACUUACGUCACUGCCGUUUGGGUGUCAGUAGGGUCACAUGUUUUGAUGAUUGUGAUUGUAGUAUUAUUUUCGAUUUACUUUUAUGUGGCCAAUAAUCGACAGCGGAAUGGAACUCUUGUUAUAGAAAACAUGCCCGGCUUCCGAUAUACAUAUUAA